Molecule: messenger RNA, 974 nt
Organism: Pyrus x bretschneideri (Chinese white pear)
Lineage: Eukaryota; Viridiplantae; Streptophyta; Magnoliopsida; Rosales; Rosaceae
Product: RING-H2 finger protein ATL80-like
Exons: 1
Coding region: 183-839 (218 amino acids)
Source: RefSeq, a predicted model, not a curated record
AUUUUCAAUUCAGAAGUUUCAGACCAAACUGCCACUCCUCACUCUCAGCUCUCACGCUCAAAGUAUAAAAACCCUUCAGACCCCCCCAAAAAAUCCAACCUUUCUUUCUUUCCAUUGAAUCUUUCCACCUCUGGUUUCUGAAAACGACAUUAGAUACUCGAUAUACCGCCGUCUGAUCAGCCAUGCCUCGCUCUCAGAGAUUUCUAGGCAGCAGCACCCCCGCCGCCAACUUCUCAACCGUAUCGGCAGCUCCGCCUCCUGAGGCCGUGGCUCUGGAGUCGGAUUUAGUUGUCAUCCUAGCAGCGCUGCUCUGCGCCGUCAUAUGCGUGGUGGGUCUUCUCGCCGUCGCCCGCUGCGCCUGGCUCCGCCGCGGCCCCGGCGGCAGAGCCGCUAUGAGCUCGGCUUCUUCAUCCGCCAACAAGGGCCUCAAGAAGAAGGUCCUCCAGUCCCUCCCCAAGUUCACGUACGGAACCGGCGGCGCCGAGCCGCCGCCAAAGCUGGGUUCGGAGUGCGCCAUCUGCUUAGGGGAGUUCGUGGAGGGGCACGAGAUCAGGAUUCUGCCGCAGUGUGGGCACGUGUUCCACGUUGGAUGCAUCGACACGUGGCUUGGGUCUCACUCGUCGUGCCCGUCUUGUCGGCAGAUCUUGGUGGUUGCUCGGUGUCACAAGUGCGGUGGGUUUCCGGCUCCAAUAUCUGAAUCUGAGGCGGAGCUCAAGGCUCGCCAGGACCACACCAACCAUUCAGCUCCUCCUCCGCCGGCGGCGGCGGCAGCUGCACCCACUACUGCCAUUAGUAUUAGUUCUUCUAAUACGGCUCCAACUACCAAUUUUCUCCCUUAAAAUUUGUUAAUUAGGCAAACCAACGUUUUUAAUUUUUCUUUAAUUAACUCGACCUUUGUUUUCCUUUUUCUGAAUUUGUAUUUCCUACCAGUCUUUUGUGUACAGAGAGAAUCAAUGGAUCAUCAUGUUUCUUCA